Molecule: messenger RNA, 2178 nt
Organism: Echinops telfairi (small Madagascar hedgehog)
Lineage: Eukaryota; Metazoa; Chordata; Mammalia; Afrosoricida; Tenrecidae
Gene: UNC119
Product: unc-119 lipid binding chaperone
Exons: 4
Coding region: 1228-1665 (145 amino acids)
Biological process (GO): mitotic cytokinesis; negative regulation of clathrin-dependent endocytosis; positive regulation of protein tyrosine kinase activity
Cellular component (GO): intercellular bridge; centrosome; spindle pole
Molecular function (GO): lipid binding
Source: RefSeq, a predicted model, not a curated record
GGGCUGCCUGAGGUGUGGGAAGAGGCAGGCCUGGGAAAUUGGGAAUAGGACUUUCCGUUCACUUCCUCUUCCUGCCCCAGAGGAAUAAGAGGUAGCCCAGGGCCUCGGGUGACUUCCGCGCCUCACUGGGCCACCAAGGGAGGCUGUGAUGCCUCGUGGGCAGGCUGAGUGCACCAAGCCGCCGGGUACACCUCUCUCUUCCUCCGUUGGUGACCAGGGCCUCCCAGGCACUUUUAGUUUCCGCUGCAAGAGCAGUGAAGACUGUCACCUUCCCCAGCUGCCUCAGCAGGGUCCACUGCCACUCCUGGUUCCCCCUCGGCCUUACCCUGCACGCCCUACUGUCCCCCUGCCCUGAUCCACACACCUGCCACGCCCACCUCUGGCCAGGCUAUGAGUAGGGGAACACUCAAUCUUGGGGCUGGCUCAGAGCCACAGCUGCAUAGAUGAUCCCUAAGGGACCUUCCCUCUCCUUGGUGAGACUUCUCCCUACAGUAGAGGUCAAGAGAGGGUGGGUGCAAAGUUGGCCCCGCCCCUCCAGUAUUCCAGGCUCCUUGGCUGGCUGGCUCUCCGGCUUGAGUUAGCAGAGCUUUGGCUAAGCUGCUUACAUGAGCUGGACUUGCAUAAGCUGCUUAUAGGGAUAGGUGGGGGUGGGGGCUGCUGGGAGGCUGCUCUGAGGAGAGGAUGGGAAAGUGGUUCAUCUGCCCCAGUGCCAUCCACAAUGGGAAAGUCCCCUCAAGACCGGCAUUGGCCUGAUGCAUGUACAGAUAGUACCAGGAGCGCCCUCCCAAAGCGCAGCUGUGUCACCCCUUCUGAGUGAGGGUCUUCCCACUUGGGCUGAGAGGUGCACGUCAGACAGGAGACUCCGGCGUGGGAAGGAGGGUGUGCUGGACAUGACUUUGUCCUCCAGCCCUCUCUGACCUACCUGCCCCAGACUGCUUCCCACAGGCCACUAGGAUGAGACUGCGUCCCCCCAUUAGACCCCCCAGUGGCAGAGCGAUGUGUCUACCACACUGGGGGGCUCUCCCAGGGCAGGGUCUCCAUUAUUUGGGGGAGGGUAAUAAUCCUUAGAGUCAGAGAGAACUAGCUGGGGGUCCCCCGGAAGCUGAGCUGGUGGGAGGAGCUUUGGAGGCGCCUUCCUUGCUCAGUGGCCUGUCUCCCCCAGACUACUUGUGCUCCCCCGAGGAAAAUAUCUACAAAAUCGACUUCGUCAGGUUCAAGAUUCGGGACAUGGACUCAGGCACUGUCCUCUUUGAAAUCAAGAAACCACCAGCCUCAGAACGGCUGACAAUCAACCGGCGGGACCUGGACCCCAAUGCCGGGCGCUUUGUCCGCUACCAGUUCACGCCUGCCUUCCUCCGCCUGAGGCAGGUGGGAGCCACGGUGGAGUUCACCGUGGGAGACAAGCCGGUCAACAACUUCCGCAUGAUCGAGAGGCACUACUUCCGCAACCAGCUGCUCAAGAGCUUUGACUUCCACUUCGGCUUCUGCAUCCCCAGCAGCAAGAACACCUGCGAGCACAUCUACGACUUCCCUCCGCUCUCGGAAGACCUGAUUAGUGAGAUGAUCCGCCACCCGUACGAAACGCAGUCUGACAGCUUCUACUUCGUGGACGACCGGCUGGUGAUGCACAACAAAGCCGACUAUUCCUACAGCGGGACGCCCUGACCCUCCCAACUGCCCCCUGCCCGCCGAGGCUCUACACUGGGCCUCUGACUAGGGCUUGCUCAGCACCCACCUCUGGAACCCAGGGUCUCUGCCCGGGAAGCGCUCCAGGGCCCGUUCCCUGAGAACAGGGAGCCUCAGUCCCAGCUUCAUGAAGCCCAAGGGACCUGGGACCUGGGGUUGGGGUAGGGGGUUUGUUAACGUCCAUGUCCAGGAAAGCUUCCUGAGAGCCUCGCUGGCCCUCUCGGACCCAGGUUUCUGAAUAGUGCCCCCUGUCCAGGCUGUGACAGGGCCAGAGCAGGGAGUCCUGUCCCCUACCUGCCACCCCCACAGACGAAGCUCCUUGGGGGAGUCUGACCACCAGACUUCACCAGAGCCUGGGGCUUGGCCCCAGCUGCCACCAUCCAGUGCUGAGACACUGCCUGAGGUGUGGGGAGGGGACCAGUCCAGCUUGUCGUCUGUGUAGGGGCUGGAGCAACUGUAUAUAGUUUUCAAUAAACUCUUCUUUUUCUCUUC